Thalassophryne amazonica is the source of this 1125-nucleotide messenger RNA. RefSeq lists its product as uncharacterized. Lineage: Eukaryota; Metazoa; Chordata; Actinopteri; Batrachoidiformes; Batrachoididae. The transcript is spliced from 6 exons. Gene Ontology annotation, biological process: estrogen biosynthetic process. The record is from RefSeq and is a predicted model, not a curated record. Gene Ontology annotation, molecular function: estradiol 17-beta-dehydrogenase [NAD(P)+] activity. Gene Ontology annotation, cellular component: cytoplasm. The coding region runs from base 50 to 1003 and encodes 317 amino acids.
UUGUUCUUGUUCAUCAUCUGGAAGUGCAGGACGAACGCUGCUGAACACAAUGAACCAGAAGAUUGUUCUUAUCACAGGCUGCUCCUCCGGGAUCGGCCUGGCCUUGGCUGCACGCAUUGCAAAGGACGAGAAGAAGAGGUUCAUGGUUUAUGCCACCAUGAGGAACCUGAGUAAGGGUGAGGCCCUAAUUGAGGCAGCAGGUCGGACUCUGGGCAGGACCUUGGAAAUUAAGCAGCUGGACGUGUGUGACGAGAGCUCCAUCAAAGCCUGUGUGGACAGCCUGCCGGAGCGCAGAGUGGACAUUCUUAUAAGCAACGCUGGAAUGGGUCUUAUUGGCCCCAUUGAGUGUCAGUCUAUAGAUCAGAUGAAGACUGUGAUGGACACCAACUUCUUUGGGCUUGUACGGUUGCUCAAGGAAAUUUUGCCAGACAUGAAGAGGAGGAAAAAAGGUCAUAUUGUUGUAAUUAGCAGUGUCAUGGGCAUCCAGGGGAUUUUAUUCAACGAUGUCUAUGCAGCAUCCAAGUUUGCAGUGGAAGGAUUCUGUGAAAGUCUCGCAGUGCAGGCACUGAGGUUUAAAUUAAGUAUCACCCUGAUUGAGCCAGGACCAGUCAUAACAGAGUUUGAGCGUAAAGUGUAUGAGGAGGGCUUGAAGACUGAUCUCAGCAAAGCUGAUAAAGUGACUGCUGACAUGUUCACUAACAUCUACCUGAAGAACUACUACCAGAUCUUUGAAAGCCUUGGGCAGAGUGCUGACGAUAUAGCAGAGCAUACACACAAGAUCAUCAUCAUGGAGAAUCCUCCUUUUCGUCACCAGACAAAUGCUCUCUACACACCGAUGACCACUCUCAAAUACGCCGAUCCCAGUGGUGACCUACCAAUUGACACGUUUUACAAAAUGGUGUUUGAACACGAUAAAGUGUUCAAUGCAAGUCUGAACUUCCUCAAAAUGUUGCGCUGGAGAAGUCGACAGAGCUUCACCUUGGAGAAAGAUCACAGCACCUGAUACCCAUGCCUCAACUUUGUCCUUUUUGGGAGCAAUUUACAGCUUUGUAUCCUCAGUUUUCUUAUAUUUAGGUAGGUAUCAGAAUUAUUUGCUGAGAAACUCUGAAACAGUUAUGACCAAAU